AUGGGUUUCGUAGCCGGCCUCACCGGCGGCGCAACCCUCACUCUCGGCCUCACCUACCUCGCCAUCGCCGCCCACGAGCGCAACCGCACGCACCAGUCCGACCUCCUGCGCGCGCAAACCCGCUUCGUCAACACGCUCGCCCGCGACACCCUGCCCACCAACCUGCGCACGCGCUACCCGGUAAACGAUGAGGACCUAGCCUACUUCCCGCCGCCACGCUCGGAGCUCGUCGAGCGCGAGCGCCACCGCUUCGUCGAGUCCGCCAAGGACAAGUGGAACAACGAGAUCGAGAACGCGGUGCGGUGGGCCCAGACGACUGACUGGUCCGUCGUCCGGGAAUCGGCCGAGGACGCUGUUGCCGGUCUGUUCGGUAUCACGAUCGAUCGCAGCGAGUAUGCGGCCGAGAAGGCGAAGGAGGCGGCUAGGAUUGCGGCGGAACGGAUGAGGUAUGCGGCCGAGGAGAGCAAGGAGACGGGCAAGAUCAUGGCUAGGGAGGCGCAUGUCAGGUCGGAGGAGAUGAGGAGGCGGGCGGCCGAGACGGCGAGGUUGUGGAGCCAGGAAGCCAAGGAAGGGAUUCAUGCGGCCGAGGGCGUGGCGCAUAGGAUUGCUGAUGAGGUGAGGCACGAUGCGGAGGUGGUCAGGGGCGUAGUUAACAGCGCGGUCGACAAGGCGGUUGAGAAGGGCCGCCAUGGCAUCGAGAAGGUGGAGGAGGCGGUGGGAUUGGGCAAGGCGGCGGUUCGUCUCGCCGAGGACAAAUUGGAGGCCGCGGCGGACCGGAAACUGUUGCACGUGUCGGAUAUCGACAGGGCGUUGCAGGAGAGGUAUACCAAGAGCGAGGACGUCAUGAAGAAGAGCGUGCGGGAGGUGCUGGCGGAGAGAUAUAUUCCCAUGGACAAGAGGGACAAUACCCGGUUACGCAGUCUUAUUUAG
Sordaria macrospora k-hell is the source of this 930-nucleotide messenger RNA. RefSeq lists its product as uncharacterized. Lineage: Eukaryota; Fungi; Ascomycota; Sordariomycetes; Sordariales; Sordariaceae. The record is from RefSeq and is a predicted model, not a curated record. Gene Ontology annotation, cellular component: mitochondrial crista junction; MICOS complex. Gene Ontology annotation, biological process: cristae formation.